This is a messenger RNA of Eucalyptus grandis, 2283 nucleotides long. Its product is annotated as (-)-germacrene D synthase-like. The transcript is spliced from 8 exons. Lineage: Eukaryota; Viridiplantae; Streptophyta; Magnoliopsida; Myrtales; Myrtaceae. Gene Ontology annotation, molecular function: magnesium ion binding; terpene synthase activity. Bases 93 to 1892 code for a protein of 599 amino acids. The record is from RefSeq and is a predicted model, not a curated record. Gene Ontology annotation, biological process: diterpenoid biosynthetic process.
GUGAUGUUCUACAAUGCAAAGAGCCACUCCUUCGUCUUCAUCUUGUGUAUUGGCCUGAUAUCCACCAACGAAGCAUACAAAAAAAGGGAGAUAUGGCGGCUCCAGUUUCAGCAAUUCCAUCUUCUUCUCCGAACAAAGGAUCAAGCCGCGUGGUUGAGCGCCGCUGGGCAGAUUAUCAUCCAAGCAUAUGGGGCGAUUACUUCCUCGCAUAUGCUUCUCCCACCAACUCCGUGGAGUUAAAGUACGUUGGAAGAGUGGAGGAACAGAUUGAGGGAUUGAAAGGAGAGGUGAGGAAGAUGCUGACUGAUGUCGUGAAUAAGCCCUCACAAGUGCUGCACUUGAUCGAUCAAAUCCAACGCUUGGGAAUUUUCUACCAUUUCAAACGUGAAAUAGACGAGCAAUUAGAACAAAUCCAUAAAAGUUACUCUCGACUUGUGUACAGAGAUUUUAAGGGCGAUCACCUUCACAUGAUCGCUCUUAUCUUUCGAUUACUACGACAACAAGGUUAUAAUGUUUCAUCAGACUGCAUCUUUUUUCCCCACAUUGGUUUUGGUUGCACAGAGGUUUUUAACAAAUUCAAGGAUGGCGAAGGGAACUUUAGAGAAUCGCUGAUCACCGAUGUACAAGGACUUCUAAGUCUAUAUGAAGCUUGCCAUUUAAGGUGCCACGGUGAUUCUAUUUUGGAAGAAGCACUUCUUUUUGCUAUUACUCACCUUGAAUCGCUCAAUGAAAGCAAAGUAAGCACUAGUCUUGCGAAACAAGUGAAGCAUGCCCUAAGGCAGCCACUUCACAAGGGGUUGCCAAGGCUUGAGGCAAGGCGUUAUGUUCCACUCUACCAAGAGGAGCCUUCACAUGACCAAGUCUUGCUUGCCUUGGCUAAAUUAGAUUUCAACUUACUGCAAGAGCAACACCAGAAGGAACUCGGCAAUAUUACAAGGUGGUGGAAGGAUAUAGAUGUUGCGAGGAAGUUCCCAUUUGCUAGAGACAGGAUUGUGGAGUUGUUCUUCUGGAUCUCAGGAGCAUAUUUUGAGCCGGAGUUUGCCGUGGCCAGAGAUAUACUCACCAAAGUGAUCGCUCUAACAUCCAUUCUUGAUGAUAUGUACGACGUCUACGGCACGUUGGAAGAACUUGUAAUCCUCACAGAAGCAAUUGAGAAGUGGGAUGUUGAUGCCAUGGAUGGACUACCAGAGUAUAUGCAAGCUUGGUACAAGGUACUUCUCGAUGUCUAUGAUGCAGUAGGGAAUGAAGUGGCCACGAAGGAAAGAUCGUACCGCCUCACCUAUGCGAAAGAAGCCAUGAAGAAGCAAGCAAGAGUGUACUUUCACGAAGCCAAAUGGUUCCAUACCAACUACACACCAACGCUAGAGGAGUACAUGCCCCUUGCAUUAUUAACAACUGGCUAUGAAAUGUUAGCAAUCACGUCGCUUGUGGGAAUGGGCGAUGUGGUCACAAAACAUGCUUUUGAAUGGUUGCUUGGCGACUGCAAGAUCUUGAAGGCUUCACAAAUCAUCUGUCGGCUCAUGGAUGACAUUGCCUCUCACCAGUUUGAGCAAAAGAGGGGACACGUAGCAUCUUCAGUGGAGUUGUUCAUGAAAGAACACGACGUUUCGGAGCAGGAAACCGAAAAGGAAUUGCGCAAACGAGUGGUUGAUGCAUGGAAGGACAUUAAUGAGGCGUUUCUUCGUCCGACUGCAGUUCCAAUGCCAAUUCUAAUGCGAAUUCUCAAUCUCUCACGAGUGAUUCAUGUGUUGUAUAGCGAUGGAGAUAACUACACCCAUUCUGGAGCCUUGCUCAAAGAUCACGUGACAUCUCUCUUCAUUAGCCCCUUACCAGUGUCACAUCUCUCAAGAGGAGCACAAGAAGGAACUCGGCAAGAUUAUGGCGGCAAAUGAAGACGCCAUGAGAAAGAAGCAAGAGAAAGGAAAACAAGCGAUGGAGCGGUUGUGAACAAUAUGGGAAUUGUUAGUUUAUCAAGAUCUUCAACAAAGAGGAAAAUCGACCAGAAGUAGUUGUUCCAAGAGUUGGAAAUUCCAAUGCUUUAGUAGUUUGUGUUUAUAUUGUACUCCUGAAUAUAGGAUCAAGAGAUGGAGCUUUUUUAUUUUCUAAUAGUGCUUAAGAUGUAGCAAUGAUACUGUUAAGAUCACAAGCAUUCUGAGGAAGAGCUUUUUGUGUGGGUGUGAUUUUAUCGAGAAAUGAUGUAACGUGUAAUGCUUCCCUAAUGAUCAUUAUGGCAAGGCCAUGUCCACAAUAACAAGGCAAGCUUCUUUAGAGGCAUGACAUGAA